ACAGCUAGUCGCUCGCUCUCUCGGCAGGAACUUGUUUUGUUUUGAAACCUUUAAGAAAAAAAAAGUAAAAAUGCCCAAGGACGACCCCGAAACAGCAGCUCUUAAAAAAGAGCUAACGGACCUCAUCGCUAAAUGCAAGGCCGAACAAGAGAAGGUGGCAGACGCGAAGCUCGACGAGAAAUGUGGCGAUAUGGGCGACGUGCAGAAAAUACGUUUCGUGACAAAGAAAACUCUAAAAGGACAUAUUAAUAAAGUUAACUCUGUACACUACAGCGGUGAUUCUCGGCAUUGUGUGACCGGCUCAUUGGACGGUAAACUAAUAAUUUGGGAUACAUGGAGCGGUAACAAGGUGCAGGUCAUACCGCUGCGUUCUGCUUGGGUAAUGAGCGUGGCGUUCGCUCCAUCAGGAAACUUUGUCGCAUGCGGGGGUAUGGACAAUAUGUGCACAGUUUACGACGUAAACAAUAGGGAUGCGACGGGAUCAGCCAAGAUGGUUCGAGAGUUGGCCGGCUAUGAGGGGUUCCUCAGCAGUUGUCGCUUCCUUGAUGACACGCAUAUCCUCACUGGCUCCGGUGAUAUGAAGAUUUGCGUCUGGGAUUUGGAGGCUGGUAGAAGAGAAGUGGAGUUUGACGCUCAUGCGGGCGAUGUCGUCACCAUUUCAUUAGCACCCGACAUGAAGACUUAUGUCACGGGUUCUGUGGACAGAACAUGUAAACUUUGGGACGUGCGUGCUGAAAAAGCAAAGCAGACCUUCUUUGGACACGAAGCCGAUGUUAAUAGCGUUUGUUACCAUCCUAGCGGCCAGGCUUUCGCGACAGCAUCUGAAGAUAAGACUGCUCGCCUGUUCGACCUUCGCAGCGACCAGCAAAUCGGUCACUACAAACCUCCAGGAAACAGCGGUUUUACUAGUUGCGGUUUAUCUCUUAGCGGGCGUUAUUUGCUGGCCGGUUCCGACGACAACACUGUGCAUUCUUGGGACACUAUGAAAGUCGCUCACACAGGUCAACUGAACGGGCAUGAGAACAGGGUAACAUCCAUCUCUAUGGCACCGAAUGGAAUUGCCCUGGCCAGCUGCUCCUGGGAUCAGAGCGUCAGGGUUUGGGGCUAGGAACGUUCUUGGAAUUAGCGGUACACGUAUCAAUUGAAAUUAUAAGUGUCACCUCGUGGCCAAUUAAUUUAUUUCUGUGACAACCCACAUAAUCCAAAGCAUAAAGCUGGUACGUGCCAUCCUAUAAAUAACUGCAAUACGCAUUCAUUCAUUCAUGUAUAUUUAUUUAUUUUUUAUUUUACUGCAAGUUAACCCUUAAGUACUUACAAUCUCACGCGGUGGUAAGCGAUGAUGCAGUCUUAAGAUUGCCCGAAAUUAAAUAAUGAAUCCAAUCCAAAAUCUUCAGAUCAAAGAUUACAUUUAAUAGUAGUCUUUUUGUCCUACUUUCAUUUGCCCUUGUUUUAUUGUCGAAGGAUGGCUUCACUAACUCUAUUAUAUACUUAAGGUGUAAAAUGGUAACUGUACCAUUUUACACCUUAAGUAUAUAAUAGAGUAUAAUUGCUAACCCCAUAAGGAUUAUAUUAAACCUGUAAACACUUAUCGGUUUCUAAGCAGCAUCGCUCUGAAAAGAUACAUCGUUUGUCGACACGUCUUUGUCAGUAACUGGUAUCUAGCACCACUGGAGCUUCACACCGGACCAGGGAAAAUUUAAAUUUUCUAAUUGCCUCUGCCGAAGAUCUAUCCCGGGACCUACCACUUAUAAGCGCUUUAUUUUGCCAAAGAGGUUGUUAAAAAAAUAUGUUAAGAUCGAGCUGUAUGUACUCCACGCUGGAACCGUCCAGUCUGAAGUACCUAUCGCUUGACCUUAUUUUAUGUUUUAUGUAAUUCGAUGCUUUGACUUAAGUUGAGGUUGGACGAAAUGGGACAUCGCUGAAUACAUGAAUAUUAUCGUAACUACCCUUUUUCCGAAACUAGAUGCGUAAAGCUGACUUAAUUAUUUACUUCAAAAAAUAAAAAUUUUAAAGAAAAAUGGCGCAUGCAUUACAUUAUUUUUUAUAAAAUUGCUAAGUCUAUAGGUUAAAAUAUAUUAAUUAAGGUAUUUCAGCGACCGAUCACGAGUUCGUUUUGGAAAGAGUUUUGUUUUUAUGAUGCCGAGAUUAAAAGAUAUUCAGUUUUAACUUUUGUAGGUUAUUUCCAUUUUGACACUACGUGGUACGAGUCUCCUCCCACAGUGAAACGGAUUUGUGGUGUCUAAAAUGUCCACUGAGAUCAGCUUAAUACUAAUACAAAUAAAAAUAUAGAUAUAAACCACCCCUCUGUCGAUUCCUUUACACUAUAUUUUUCCCCUGUCAUAAUAUUACUAUGUUCAUAUAUUUUAAGUAUAUAUCAAUAGUUAUUAUAUUCAUUUCAUAUUACGUAUAAUUUUAUAUAUUCUAUCUAGGUACUUUUAAUGUCGGUUUACUUAUUUUUGUUUCUUUUCAAACCUUCCCACCGCCUAGUCACUGGAAAAGAUCUCAUAAUAUCGACAUAAGUGUUUCACUGGCCACUCUUUUAAGCGUUCCUAUGUCAGAAUAGUUGAGUUAGAUUUAAGACCUUUAUAAAAAUAAUUAAACAAUUUGCCGAAAUUUAUGUUUUACGUUAUUAUUAAAUGUUAUAGUUUUAAGUUGUUUGAUAUUGAUUAUUUUAGUGAUUACUGAUUAAAGAUACGCUAUUCUAAAAUAAAUACAUCGUAUGAGUUUUUAUAAAUAAUUUUGACUUUUGAAUUAAUACGUAUCCUAACGAAAUAUUAUAUUCAUAGUUUAUAUUGUUAGUGAAGUUCAUAUA
Pararge aegeria (speckled wood butterfly) is the source of this 2812-nucleotide messenger RNA. RefSeq names its product guanine nucleotide-binding protein subunit beta-2 (gene Gbeta76C). NCBI's taxonomy places the organism in Eukaryota, Metazoa, Arthropoda, Insecta, Lepidoptera, Nymphalidae. Gene Ontology annotation, biological process: G protein-coupled receptor signaling pathway. Gene Ontology annotation, cellular component: cytoplasm; heterotrimeric G-protein complex. Gene Ontology annotation, molecular function: protein binding; signaling receptor complex adaptor activity. The record is from RefSeq and is a predicted model, not a curated record. Bases 71 to 1108 code for a protein of 345 amino acids. The transcript is spliced from 9 exons.